Molecule: messenger RNA, 4213 nt
Organism: Mytilus trossulus (common blue mussel)
Lineage: Eukaryota; Metazoa; Mollusca; Bivalvia; Mytilida; Mytilidae
Product: protein disulfide-isomerase A4-like
Exons: 11
Coding region: 74-1927 (617 amino acids)
Biological process (GO): protein folding; response to endoplasmic reticulum stress
Cellular component (GO): endoplasmic reticulum; cell surface
Molecular function (GO): protein disulfide isomerase activity
Source: RefSeq, a predicted model, not a curated record
UUUUUGCGUCACCUGUUCCUGUUAACGCACCGGCGAAGUUGUUAGGCACACCAAAAUAGUGGUCUGCAAAAAGAUGAAACUGCUAGUAUUUUUGGCAAUUUCCGUGGCAAUUUUGAAAUGCACAAUUUGCAACGAAGAGGUUGCAAAUGAUGAAGAUGAAAUAGAUACUACUGUCCAAGAAGAAGACGAUGUUUUAGUUCUUACCAAUGACAACUUUGAUACCACUAUAAGUUCAAAUGGUAUAAUAUUGGUGGAGUUUUAUGCUCCUUGGUGUGGACAUUGUAAAUCUUUGGCUCCAGAGUAUGCCAAAGCUGCCAAGGCUUUAAAGGAAAGUGAUCCACCUGUAGCAUUGGGUAAAGUAGAUGCUACUGAACACAAGGAGUUGGGUCAAAGAUUUGAAGUAAGUGGUUAUCCAACAUUGAAGUUUUUUAAGAAUGGUGAACCCUAUGAUUAUGAAGGACCAAGAGAAAGUGAAGGAAUCAUUGCUUUCAUGAAGGAGAGGGCCUCCCCAGACUGGAAACCUCCACCUGCAGCUGUUGUACAACUCAAGACAGAUAAUUUUGAUGAAUUUAUUAAUAACCAAGAUAUUGCUCUGGUAGAGUUUUAUGCCCCAUGGUGUGGACAUUGUAAAACUCUUGCUCCAAAAUAUGAAAAAGCAGCUCAAAUACUGAAGAACCACGACCCACCUAUACCUUUAGUAAAGGUUGAUGCUACUGUUGAUAGUGAACUUGCCAGCAGAUAUGGCGUUUCAGGGUAUCCUACAUUGAAAAUAUUCCGUAAAGGUCGUGAUUCUGAGUACAAAGGACCAAGGGAUGAAGGAAUAGUUAAUUACAUGAUUAAACAAACAGAAGAGGCAUCAAGGGUAUUCCUAAGAUUGAAACAAGUACAGGAUUAUAUGAAAAAGGAUAAAUUAACAGUGAUUGGAUUUUUUGAAAGUGUAGAAGACAAGAGAGUCGACAUUCUAGUGGAUGUGGCAAACCAAGCAAGAGAACUUUUCAGAUUUGCACAUACCUUUAACAAGGACAUAUGGAAACAUUAUGGUAUAAACAAACCAUCAAUUGUCAUCUUUGUGGCUGAAAGAUUCCAGACAAAAUAUGAACCUAAACGACAUGUUUUAGAUAAAGAAGAUUUCACUGAAGAAGAAUUGAAGACAUUUAUUGAGAAGAAUGCCUUCCCAUUGGUUGGUGAAUAUGACCAUGACACGGAGCCUCGUUACAGAGAACAAAGACCUCUAUGUUUAGUGUUUUAUACUGUAGAUUGGUCCUUUGAUCACAGAGAUGGAACAAAUUUGUGGAGAACAAAGAUUGCCAAGAUUGCUAAAGAUUUUGAUAACAUCACAUUUGCUAUCGCUGAUGAAGAGAACUUUAAGAACAUGUUGGAAGAGUUUGGUUUAGGGGAUUCCCCUGAGGAGAUCAACAUUGGUUGUCAUUCAAUGGACGGUAAACGUUACCCCAUGGAACCUAUGGAGGAGUUUGACAGUGAGGAAAUACAAGAAUUCUUACAAAAGUUUAUGAAAGGAAAAUUGAAGCCAUACAUCAAAUCUCAGGCUAUUCCAAAGAGACAAUCAGGACAUGUUAAAGUGGUUGUAGGUAAAAACUUUGAGUCUGUGGUUCUGGACAAAACUAAAGAUGUUUUGAUUGAGUUUUACGCACCAUGGUGUGGACAUUGUAAACAAAUUGAACCAAUAUAUAACAACUUGGCUAAAAAGUUGAAGAAUGAGAAAAACUUAGUGAUUGCCAAGAUGGAUGCUACAGCAAAUGAUUCUCCUGACCCAUUUACAGCAGAGGGAUUCCCUACUAUUUACUUUGCACCAGCAAAUAAAAAAUCUGAACCCAUGAAAUUUGAAGGGGACAGAACAGUUGAAGGAUUUGAAAAGUUUUUGAAGGAACAUUCUGCAGUUUCCUUUAAGUCCAAGGAUGAAUUAUAGUCAUAGCUGUGAAAUUUUACUUAAUAUGUCAGGUUAAAAUAUUUUAUAGAUGUGCCUUGACAUAUGAUAGAACUUUUCAGGAUUAAGUCAGCUUAAUUUUUACAAUUGAAUGACCUACAAGUAUUUAAGGGGGUAGACCUUAAGCAUUUACCUGAAACAGAUUAGAAAUAAUCUAUGUAACCUAGAAGCUUAGAAUAUAUUUAUGAAAAUGGUUAACACAAACGUACUGAUGAUUUUAAGAGUUAUUUCCCUUUACCGAGGUCUACCUCCUUAAGGUAGCACAAUACAAAGAUUUUAUAACUCCAACUCCCAAGUUUUAAAAUGCUGCAACUUUCUUAAUAAUGCUUGAAAAUUUAUAAAAGUGGUAGUUUUGGAUAGCUAACAGAUUACUCUUUCCAAUUAAUGCAAUGUUAGUAUUAUGCAACAAUUAUGUAACCAAUAAUAAUGUUAAUUGUGUCCAAAAUAUUUUUCACCAAAUUUUCACUUUCAAAUGAAUUUAGCUUCUGCAUAGAUAUCCCUAGAGGAUUGAUUUUAUUAUAUGUUGUUCCUAUGGCCAUUAUGUAAAAAAGGGUGUCUCAGAUUUCAGAUAGAAUGUAUAGAACAAAUUUUACACCUAAUUAAACAUUAUCUUCUUUUAUGUGGUUAGGAUGUUUACACUAAUUAAAGAUUUAUGAGAGAAUGGAAUACCAUAGAGACAAUCUGAGACAUCCUUUUGAAGCCCAUGAUGUGUUGAUUAAGAUUUCGUUAAAAUUUUCUGUAUAGUUAAAGAGAUGAUAGAGCUAAAUUCAUUCAAGUGAACUUGCCCAGAUUUUGCCACUAAUUACAUAAUAAUUGAUUACAUAAUGAUUACAUAAUAAAAGUAUUGCAUUCAUUUAAAAGAUCAAUCUUUUAUCUAUCAAUAUAUACCUAUUUUAUUAUUUUCUAUGCAUUCAUAAGAAAGUUACAGCAUUUCAAAGGUUAGUGAUUGGAAGUAAAAAAAUCUUUGUAUUGUUCUACCUUAAGAAACAGUAAAUACAUUUUAGGCAAUAUAGGUUAAAACUAGUCAUGAAUUUUUCUAAAUUUAAAAAAAUAAAAGUUGUCACAUACUACUCUAGGCCAGUUGAUGCAAUCUUGUCAGCAGAAGCAAAAUUUAUUCUGUAUUUAGAAGCCUAUAGGAUGUUUUACUCUAAUAUAUAUCCUCAGAUAUUUAUUUUGUAUUAUUACAUUGUAAAGAGUGGAGGCACAUGUAAAAUAAACAUUUGCAACCUGCUGAUAUGUUAACCUACCUUGAUGUUUAUUUUUGAAAUAGAUGUCGUUUACUUAAUCUACAGCAUUUUUUUUAUGCUCCAUUUGUUAUAGUUUUUCAUGCAGCUUUAUCUGUAGUACAGGUUGUUGUUCUAAUUUUAUUUCUUACUGGUCAAUGUUGGCUGCAGUUGAGUACAGGAAGAAAUUUAAUUCUUCAGAGAAGUACAUUCAAUCUAUUGUUAUGACUUAUUGAUGCAAGUGCCAUGGAUUAUUUUUUUAACAUUAUAGUAUCGUCAUACCAUUUUCAUGAACAUGAUAAGUAUGAACACACUGAAUAUUGUUGUUAGAUGUAUCCUUUCUUUGAACCGUCUACAUUGAUGUAUGUUUUGUGUUGUUUUUGACUUUGUUAUUACUUGUUUUGUUUUGGUUUUAGGUGCUCAUUUAAUUUGAAAUGGCUCACAUUUCUUUCAAAAUUUUAUUUUUAAUCUUAGUGAUUUGAAAUAAUUUAAGUUAAUUGAUAAUCUACUGAAAUGAAUAUUGCAUUGAUAAUUAAAUAUUUUAUUACAUGUCCAAGAAUAUUACUUUAUUUUUCAAAUAUAUUAUUCAAAUUGAUAUUUCUGAUUGUGGAAUUCUCUGAUAACAGAAUUUAUGGUUCCUUUGCAUUCCAAAGAGGUGUCAUGAGAAAAAUGGGAGGGUUAAAUAUUUAAUUUAAGUUUGCACAGUUUAUGAAAACCAGAGUUCAGAUUUAAAAACCAGAUGAUCAGUAUAACCUCUGAACUAUUGAUAAUUAAUUAUGAUGAGGACGUCUUUAUACCAAAUAAUGUUUUGAUACUUUUACAUUUCUAUAUAUUGAAGCCUACGCCUUAAUGGAAGUACUUUUUGUGACCAUGGGAAUCCAUUAAUGUUUACAUUUUACAUUUCACAUAGUGUUUUUCUAUAGGUUGUUUGAUGCAUACAUGUUAUAAACAUUUAUGAAAUUUAUAUGAUUAUAAUGAGUAGUAUAUAUGAGAAACUUUGAUUGGUGUAUGGUAGUGUUUAAAUAUAUAUUUUUUCACAUUAAAA